Messenger RNA from Medioppia subpectinata, 3625 nucleotides. The record is from the annotation of a GenBank genome assembly. Lineage: Eukaryota; Metazoa; Arthropoda; Arachnida; Sarcoptiformes; Oppiidae.
CAAUAGUUAUUCUUUGAAGCGAUUUAUGACUAAAACACAGGUUUUGUGCGAAAGUCUGCGAAAAGAAAAUAAUUUAUUGAAAAACUAUUUGAAACUCAUUGAAGACAAUGAGGCGGUUAUGGAGACCACGAGUUGUGGUCAACAAUACUCACGAAGAAUAGUAGACAUGAAAGACACGUAUCGGCGGAUGUGUUGGAAGUGUUUCACGCGAUUCAGAGACGAAACCAUUGGUUUGCGGCAAACAUUUCCUGUGAUGAGUGAUAUCGACGAAGACGUGAACUUCUUGUGUUGCCUUUCCGUGGAUUCGUUCGCCAGGUUUACCACCGAUGAUGAGUCUGUGAUCACACUAUCUUUACUUAAGUCAUUAAAACAAUUAAAACGUUUACAAAAAUCGGAGUUCUUUCGGAGAAUUGUCUGUAUUUUUAUCACUAUUUGUGUCGACAAAGAGUUAGCAAAAAGCAAAUCACAAGAGGUUUACAAUCAAAGAGUUUUCAGUGAAAUCACGCCAUUGUUUGAUGAAUUGAUCCGAGAAUCGGAACAAACAUAUUGUGAACUCUUAUCUGUCUAUAAGUGCGCGAAAUCUUUGUGGACGUCAUCCGAGGUUUCGCUCAUUAAAUGCCGUGAUUUGAGACAAACCGUUGAAUCCAUUGAAACCGUAAACCUAUUGAAUGCCAACAGAAAUAUACGAAAACAUUUACUCAUAGCUCUUAACAUUGUCGACGAAUGCGAUUCACUCGUAGAUGAAGACAGUGUUGAAAGAAGUGAUGAUUUUAGACAUCAGUUGUCACUAAAAGUGGACUCAAUUGGCGCUGAAGUGAAGAAUUUGGAUAAUUUGGUCAUUAAUUUGGAGAAAAUGCUUAGAAUUGAAGAGCUCAAGAAAUCAAAACAGAAAUCAUUUAAUGAAAUGGAAGUGAAAGGCGAAGAAUCGGUGAAACCAUUGAUGACAUUAUCAACGGUUGAAGACUAUGUGGUUAGGGAUCAGGUGUUUGAGGCGUUUGUCACUCAGGAAUGCCAUGAAAUUGAUGUCGAAGUGAAUGCCGAAGAGGAACAGCUCUGGGAAUUCACGCGCAAAGUAACUCAAGACUCGACUAAUCUGUUCCGCGAACUCAAAGUCGCCCUCAAAUCCAAAGCCGUUGAACACGAGUUAAGGGAAGCGAAGGCUUUGGGAAUUGAACUACAGGUGAAUCCAAUGAAUGACAAUAUAAAUAAAGAGGAAGAUAUGGUGACAGCAGCUGAAGACCCAAUAAGUGAUGACAAUACGAGUCAAACACUUCCCAAACAGAGUUUUUAUGAACAAAACAUAGUUUCAACUGAAUUGUCGACCGAAAGUGAUUGGACUUUGAGUCCACAUAAGUGUCGGCCAGAAUUGAAUGCAUUCUCGUUGUCCUCUUUUGAGUCAAACAUCGCUUCAUUUGCCGCACAAAAGGCCAAAGAUUUUGUUACAAAAAUGGGUGCAAACUAUAAAUUGUUGAUUAGUUUUGCUGUAUUGACCCGACUAUUGGCCGGCAUAGAGUGCCGGUGCGGUUACCCAGAGAUGCCAUACAUGUCCAAAAGUAUCGACAGUAAAGACUACUUCGAAGAGGGCGAAAAAAUAUCGGUCAGUUGUAUCGGUGCGGUGGCCGUCGGGCAGACACUCAGGGAUCACGUAAUCCAGUGCCGGAACAACACAUGGAACACGACAAGCCUCCGGUGCUCUGCCAUUCACAACAUCACCGGCAUUGACAUCAGCCUCGAAGACGGCGACGGCAACAAUGGCCGCAAUUUUGAGGCCCAAGAGUUUGAGUACCUGACGGAUGCUGAUCCGGGCACUUGCGUACUGCUCCGGGACAACGAGCGCUGGAUCACACACUUGUCUGAGCGUAAGUUUGUGUCCAACGUGGCGGUGAUCGGCGCCCUUCUGGACGCCGCCAAACGGGACACACCGAUAGACGUGUCGAUAACACUGCCGGACGGCCAGCGGUGCUCAUUGGAGGAGCGCUCGGAGGCCGAGCACUCGGCGAUGGUGUUCAUGGUGUACAAGUGUCCGGACACAGCCGACCCGAUCGAGUCGCUGACGCUGGACCUGAAAUCGGUGGACAUUAACAUCAAUAUCUGCGGACUGGAAGUGUUUGCCCUCUUGACCGACGAUUGCGGUAAACCAGAGAUACCCCUCUAUUCCUAUACAAAUCAGUUGCGGAUCCAAAACGGGACCAAAAUAGCGGAAUACGUUUGCGCCAAAGGCUAUCGCAUGAUUGGCCACUCGCUCAGGACGUGCGGCGCCGACGGCCUGUGGUCGCCCCGACAGCCGCCCACUUGCGAGCCAGAGAUCCGGUGCGAGCGGUCGGCUGUGGAACCGGUGGAGAACUUCACCUACGAGUACAAAGACUUUGACCUCUUUGGCAACGCUGUGCCCGACGUGUCCACUAUUGUCUACCACUGCGCCAAUAAGUCAAUGGUCGCCAUCCCAUUGACUGAACACUACUGUCAACCCGACGGCAACUGGUCUGUCGUGGAGUACGCGCCCGACUGUCACCCCAGGCGUAUGUAUAACGUGUUCGAUCACCACUGGAUCAAUGAUAAGCACCUGAUAUACUACGGCGCGGCCGGACUGGUGGUGCUCUUCAUGGGAUCCUUUGUUAUACUCUUUCAUAUGAGACGACUGGCGAAGAAGAUCUCGCGACAGAUGCGGGAGAAGUCCUAUUAUGAUCAGGAAAAACAGUUGCCUCACUAUAACAAUGAGACCAAUUACCAGGAUCUGACCAAUUUGUUUGCCCAGCAUGAUGCCUCACAGGGCCAGAGCUCGCAGGCUGUGCCACAGGUCCAGCAAACCGACCAAAAUUUUCUUAUGAUGUUUUCGUGUGCCGAUUGUGGUCUCUGUGUGACCGGUCAGACACCUGACGGUCACAAUUGCGUCCAAGAGCUGGUUAAAGACCGGGAGGUAUACCUUCAGCAAAACAAUGAUCUGAAAACAGAGUGUAAAAUAUUGCAAUCCGAGAACGAAGAGUUGCGCAAAAAGUUGAGCGCCGAGUAUAUGCCGAGUGCCGGUGCCAGCGGUGCUGGCGAUCUGACCGAAAAAACUUUAUGGCCAUUUGUGUCGACCGACGCGACGGUGAGUUUUGGCACCUGUAAGGCAAUUGUGGGCCGCAUAGAGUUGACCAAUAAGUGGGCAAACUUGAGCCAAAUCGCACUGAUGGACAGUAAGAUUGAACCACCAGAAAGGGUAGAGAUUGGUUACAUUCAUACAUCUCGGCUAACCAUAUGCGCCGAUCCAACUGCACCCACACUACGGUUUAGACCCAAGCAUUGGAAGGCAAAGCAUGUUAUGCAACAAUUCAAAAAUAUGUAUCGAAUGGACGUUACAAAAGGCGAUACCAUUGAUAUAAGGCUGAGCGCCAGUAUACCGGCGCCGGCGGUCAUUCAGCUCCUGGAGUCCUAUUGCGAGGCCAAUGUCAAUGAAGAGGGAAGUGUUGAGUUGAUCCGAAAGCGCGAUUACAAAAGACUCAUUGGAUGUCUGACCAGAACUGAGAACACAACUCCUAAAGAAGUAUUUGGUGACGAUUUGUGCGAAGAGUUGUUGUCUUUCCUCACAUUUGAAGACCGAUUCCGUUGUGAAUGUCUAUCAAAACAGUGGCGAAGAGUGAAAUUC